This is a messenger RNA of Knipowitschia caucasica, 4158 nucleotides long. The record is from the annotation of a GenBank genome assembly. NCBI's taxonomy places the organism in Eukaryota, Metazoa, Chordata, Actinopteri, Gobiiformes, Gobiidae.
AUGGCGUGGCUUUAUAGACUAGGACUGUGUUUGGGAAUAAUUAUGGUAAACUUAGCUGGAUCGCAUCAACAAUCACCCAGUUCUCUCUUCUUGGUCUCGGUACCAGAGCAGAUUCAUGCUGGGAUGCCCACUUCGUUAGCAGUGACCAUCCUGGGAGACUCCAGUGUCCGAGUUACAGCUGAGAUUGUGCAGGGCAAUAUCAACAUAGAAAAGUCUGAAGAUUUUACAAAAGAUGUGACAGGACUUCUCACACUUCCCCCUAUAUAUGACUCAAAUCUAUGGGGUUCACUCCUCAGCCUGACUGUGAGAGGCAAGAAAGGCACUGAAGUUGUUUUUACGAACACCACUUCCAUAAUGUUCAGUUCCAGAAAUGUCACAACAUUCAUUCAGACAGACCGAACGCACUACCAGCCCGGGGAGCGUGUCAGGAUACGGGUGGUUUCGGUCUACAAGGAUAAUCUACCCUACCAGGGCAAAGUGGAGCUCUCAGUGAACAAUCCCUCUGAAGAGACCGUGCACAGGUCUGAGUCCAGUGGGAAUAAUGGGAUUAUGUUGGGAGAUUUCACUUUACCACAGGCUGCGCCGUCAGGACUGUGGGUUGUGUUGACAAAAAUCAAUGGGGUAACAGAUCACACUAUGUUUACUGUGGAGAAUUCUGAGAAUCCAGUCUUUGAUGUUAUGGUCAACACCCCCUCUCAUGUUCUGAGUAGUGAGGACAUCUCCGGAUCCGUGCGGGCUCUUUAUUCUAGUGGACAGCCUGUGCAUGGGACAGCGAAGGUGACGCUGACUCUGGAACCCACAGCGGAGGGCGACUCUACCUUCACUUUGACUCACAUCAAAGAGAUCUAUGGUUCAACACAAUUUCACUUCAGUAAGGAGGAUCUCCGCCCAAUAAGUGCCAAAGUGCAAAGUGGAAAAGACCUGAUAGUUCAAAUACAUGCUGCAGUGACCGGCAACUCCUCAGUCAACAGGGGAAUUGAAGAAACAAAAGAAGUGAACGUUCACAUUUCCAAGGAGGAAUAUCACCUUACUCUGCAUGACUGCCCUGAAGCACUGAAGCCAGGAAUGGAGCUCUUUGCAAAGCUCCAGAUAACUCGCUUUGACCAGCAGCCCUUGAGCUCCGAGGAUAAGCUGGAGUCUGCAUCGAUUGAGAUAACACAGAGAACCUCCACAGACCCCGGCGAGCCCACAUCUCUCACACAUCCGGUGCCUGAAGACGGGAUUGUCCACCUGAGCUUCAGAUUACAGGCUGAAGUAGAGGAGGUUUUUAUUCAGGCCAGGUUCCGGUCCGGUGUUACUGCUGUGAAAAUAUCCAAAACUCACCCGUCUCCAAGUGGUUCUUACAUCCAAAUCUCUCCAACAAAUUCCACACAGAUCGGAUCAUCUGUUGAGGUAGUGGUGAAGAGCUCAGUCCAACCCAAACUCCUUCACUAUGUGGUACGGUCCAGGGGCCGGAUAGUGGCUGCUGGGACAAAGGAGUUUGGUUCUUUCUCUCUGACUCCCACAGCCGCCUGGGUCCCUCAGGCCUGUGUGACCGUGUACUGUGUCCUCAGUGACGGGGAGAUCCAGAGCGACACCACAGACAUUCUGGUCGAACAACAACCGGUGUCGCUGAUGUGGAGCAGUGGGAAGGCCCAGCCCGGGGAGCAAGUGACCCUCAGUGUGACGGGGCCUGACAGUGGCUCUAAGGUGGGCAUCGUCGUCAUGGGGGCACACCACUCCGCUCCAGAUGUUUCCACCCAGUUUGACAUGGAUCAGGAAUGUUAUGUUCGGAUGAUGACAAAUGGUAAAUUAGACAAAACGCAGCUAUCUGAUGGAUCCACUCAGGAUAUUAUGGAGACGUAUUGGUUCCACUACAUGAAUGGAGACGAGCCUCUGCUGUGGUUGGAUGCAACAAUGAGUGAUACCAUAUGGACGAGUGAGAAGAUAACGGUACCAGACGGUGUGCACUCUCUCAGAGCGGUAGCCUUUGUGGUAUCCCAACGCCAUGGACUGAGCUUCACAUCUCAGACACUGACCAUUGUCAAAGACUUCUCUCUGUCUCUCAAUGUACCUCCUUACCUCAUCAGAGGAGAGGAGAUAGUUCUGGAGGUCAACAUCAUCAACCAUUUACACAGAGAUCUUGAUGUCAUUUUACUGCUGGCGGAAAGCGAUGCCUUUGAGUUUGUAAUGGCACAGCGUGGGGACCUCUCUGUGGUGAAUGCCCAGAAGCUGACUUUGGGAAGCCACGUCUCUGCUAAAGCCAUGUUUCCAGUCCGAGCCACAACAUUAGGGGACGUGGAUAUUACUGUGGAUGCUGUUUCUGCCGAUGCAUCAGAGAGUCUGGUUUGGACUGUUUUUGUAAAGCCUGAGGGAGUCGAGGAGUCUGUUUCGAAAAAUCUUUUUUUGGAGCUGCCACCCACCGUUGACAACUUCUCUGUGUCCGCUGCGUUCUUUUUCCCAGAUGGAGUGAUCCCGGACACCCGCAGGGCACAUGUGGCUAUGGGCGGUGACAUACUGGCCUUGUCUCUGGAUCAGCUACACGCCCUGGUGAACCUGCCUCUUGGUUGUGGAGAGCAGAACUUGGUCCACUUUGCCACAAGUGUAUACGUUCUGCAAUACUUACAAAGGUCUGGUCAGGAUGACGCGGGCAUCAGGGGAAAAGCGAUGAAGCAUUUAGUAGAAGGAUACCAGCGGCAGUUGUCUUUCCAGCACAGUGAUGGCUCAUUUGGGGCUUUUGUACAAAAUGACAUUAAGGGUAGUAUAUGGCUGACAGCGUAUGUACUGAAGUGCUUCCAAGGGGCCCAGUCCUACAUCACAGUAGACCAGAGUGUCCUCACCAGGGCCUGGGACUGGCUGCUGACGCAUCAGGGACCAGAUGGGGACUUCAUAGAGGUGGGGCACACCAUGCACACAGAGAUGCAGGCUGGUCCGGACAGUGAUCAUGUGGCUCUCACUGCGUACGUACUCAUCACUCUACUGGAAGAUCAGACCACUGUUGAAAGAUAUUCUGAACAAGUUAAACUGGCUCAAAAAUACCUGGAGGACAAGGUCUCCACUGGGGUCGUCGGUAACUACAGUCUGUCUCUCAGUGCCUAUGCCUUGUCCCUCGCCAACAGUCUCGUAGUGACCACAGUCUUGGCAGAGCUCAGUGAGAGGGCAGACUUUCAAGAUGGAGCAAUGACAUGGAUGUCCUCUGGUGGCGCCCAGUCACAUGACCAGCCUAACGCUGUUCAGAUAGAAAUGUCUGCAUAUAUUCUCUUGGCUUAUUUCAAUCGUGGACACAUUUUGGAGGCUAUUUCCCUCAUGAAAUGGCUGACCAACCAAAGGAACCAUCUUGGAGGUUUUGCCAGCACACAAGACACGGUCGUAGCUCUCCAGGCUUUGGCAGAAUUUAUUAUUUUAAGUGGAUCAAUGUCCAUAGACCUGAUGUUAAAGGUCACAGAACCAAAAAGCAUGUUUUCUUCAAUGCAUCAUAUCAACUCAACCAACUACCGAACGCACCAGACCCAAGAGAUUUCUGUUGACAAUGACCUAGAACUGGAUGUGCACAUGGAAGGGAGGGGAUAUGCUACAUUUCAGAUGAAUGUUUUCUACAACAUGGACAGCAACAUCUUUUCCAAAAACCUCCGGAGCAUCAUGAACGAGGAGGCCUACUCACUAGAUGUGAAAGUUUCAAAUCUAGGAGAUGACCACAACCGAUUGCAACUAAUCAUUUGUGUGGGACUGAAGGACUCUGAGAGAUUGUCCAGCACAGGGAUGGCCAUUGUGGAUGUGGGCAUGCUCAGUGGAUUCACUAUUUCCCUUGGAGCCUCUCGCCCGAUGGAGCUGAUCCCAAAAAUGGAAACGUUAUCUGAUAAAGUCAUCUUUUAUUUUCACUCAAUCAACACUACAGAAGUCUGCGUCACUCUUCACCUCAUCAGGAUUUACAAGGUGGCCCACAUUCAAGAUGCAGUAGUGCGUGUUUAUGACUACUACGUUCCAACCAGAAAAGCUACUCGGACGUACAACCUGCAACACCUUCACGACCUGGAUGUGUGUGCUUACUGUGGGGAGGACUGUGAGCUGUGUAAGCCUGGGGUCUCCAUCAUUGUGGCCGGAAUCACGUCCCGUUCUGUCAUUAGCGCCACCUACAGUUUGAUUUCUCUUCUCAUGACUGUUUUUCUGAUGGCCGGAUAA